This is a messenger RNA of Lactuca saligna, 606 nucleotides long. The record is from the annotation of a GenBank genome assembly. Lineage: Eukaryota; Viridiplantae; Streptophyta; Magnoliopsida; Asterales; Asteraceae.
AUGCAAUCACGAAAUCAAAGGAAAUCGCUAACAGACAUGCCAUUGGAAGUGAUGGAGAAAAUAAUAGUUGACUUCGGAAAAAUUUCAGCUGUCAAGGCUUUCAGGAUGAAGAGUGUUUGUAGAUUCUUUAAUGAGGUAGGAAAAACAGAUGAAGUAUAUAAACAUAUGGAGUUAGAUAGAUUACGAUUUCGUGGUUGGUCUGACCAGAAACAUGCAGUUGUCAACAAAUGCAUAGAGAUGAGAAACCCAAAUAUUCUGUUUAGGAAUGGAUUGAUGAAGUUAUUUUUCUUAGAAUCUGAACAUGAAAGGAAAACGAUGCUUGAAGAAACAUCUGCAUUGGGACAUUUGGAUUCAACAUUUGUCCUGGGAACGAUGUUGAUGGCUGAAGGGAGACAUAGGAAGCAGGAAGCUUUGGACAUGUUGAACAAUGCUUACUGCAGAGCAAAAGGUUUGUGCGGUUCGGGAUAUGAAGUUGAGUCAUUAUGGAAAUGGUUUGGAGUGGUUUCUCCUUCCCGGGGGUUAGGCAUCGAUCAAGGUUUUCGGUUUCAGGCGUCACGAUUGGACACUUGGGGGCUUAGAGCAAAGUUGGGGUUCAUUCUUCGAUAG